Molecule: messenger RNA, 2570 nt
Organism: Mercurialis annua (annual mercury)
Lineage: Eukaryota; Viridiplantae; Streptophyta; Magnoliopsida; Malpighiales; Euphorbiaceae
Exons: 4
Coding region: 336-2357 (673 amino acids)
Source: RefSeq, a predicted model, not a curated record
CUCACUUUAAGCCAUUACAGAGUAUUAGUGUACAGUCUGUACUGAUGAUCAUCACGAUCCAAAGCAGAAAGCAAAUCAGUAGCAUACAAGCAUAACAACCCAUUAACUUAAAAUUAAACUAAUCAAAAAGCCUUUAAUUUAGCUUUAGGGUUCUCUUAAACAAUAUCUCUCUCUUACUCUGCUGAUCACUCAUCAUCAUCAUCAUUUUCUCAAAACUUUUCACAUGCCCCAAUUCAUUACACCCUCAGUUUCAAAUUUCUCAUACAAUAAUUAUUAUCUAGGAGCCAUGGAAUGCUAAUUAGUAAGAUCUAAAGUAGUAAAUUUGGAAGUUUGUAAUGCCAAGAGAGAGUUUAAGCAGAGCUGCCAUGGAAGAAUUACUUCCUGGAAAAAUCAGAAAACGUGGGUGUUCCUCAUCAGCAUCAUCAUCUUCAUCAAUUAUUCAGAAUUACAGAUUCAAGAGGGCCAUUUUGGUGGGUAAAAGGGGUGGAUCCAGUACUCCUGUUCCUACUUGGAAGCUAAUGGGAGCUGGGAGAACACCAUCAUUGAGGGCUAUGGAGUCUCCUAUGUAUGCUGGUUCACAGAAUGGAAGUGUUAGGGGGAAGAUGAUGCAGCCGCAACAGGUGGGGCCGGUAUCGGCGAGGAAGCUGGCGGCUACUCUGUGGGAGAUGAAUGAGAUGCCGUCUCCAAAAAUGAAGGAGGUUGUGGGGUUGGAGGAGAGGAGGUUGAGGAAGGAAGGUAGAGGCAGAGAGAGGAUGGGUGCCAGGUCGGUUCAUUCGGGUUCGUUGCCUCCUCAUUUGUCUGAUCCAUCUCAUAGUCCUGUUUCAGAGAGGAUGGAUCGAUCGGGAACUGGCAGUCGUCAUAGAAGAUCAUCAUCAAUCUCUCAAAAGCUGAGGCUUACUGAUUGCCAUAUUGGAGCAUUUGAUUCUGUUAGCAAUGCCAGUUUUAUGGAGAUCGAGACUAGAUCUCGUGCCCAAACUCCUAGUGGAUCUGCUCUUGCAUCAAAGACUCGUUUGAAGGAUGUUAGUAAUGCUUUGACCACAUCUAAAGAACUACUGAAAAUUAUCAACCGUGUGUGGGGUAAUGAAGAUCGGCCGCCAUCAAGCUUGUCUCUUAUAUCAGCCCUACAUGCCGAGCUUGAAAGGGCUCGCUUGCAGGUCAAUCAUAUUAGCCAAGAACAGCGUUCGGAUCAGAAUGAGAUAAACUGUUUAAUGAAGUGCUUUGCUGAAGAAAAGGCAGCAUGGAAAAACAAGGAGCAGAAAGUGGUUGAAGCUGCUAUUGAGUCCAUUGCUGGAGAACUUGAAAUCGAAAAGAAGCUGAGACGACGGCUUGAAAGCUUGAAUAAGAAGCUCGGGAAAGAGCUGGCUGAAACAAAGUCUUCUCUUUUGAAGGCAGUUAAGGAACUUGAGAGUGAGAAAAAAGCAAGAGUUGUAAUGGAGCAAAUAUGUGGUAAAUUAGCAAGGGACGUGGAUCUAGAUAAAGCUGAAGCUGAAGAACUGAAGAGAGAAUCUGUGAUACUUUGUGAAGAGGUUGAGAAAGAACGGGAGAUGAUGCAGUUAGCUGAUGUGUUACGCGAGGAGAGAGUUCAAAUGAAACUCUCGGAGGCUAAAUACCAACUUGAGGAGAAAAAUGCAGCUGUAGACAAACUAAGGAGUCAACUUGAAGCCUAUUUAGGGCCUAAAAAGAAGAAAGAAAAAGGUCGUGUUUCGUAUCAUGUGAAUGAUGAAGACAUUGCAGCUUAUAUAAGUAAACUUCGUUCUGUCUCUCAUCAGAAUGAAGCAAAUAAUGACGACGGAGAAGUAGAAGAUGGGGUAGAAUGCGAGGAAGAUUCAGCAGAAAGCGAUCUUCAUUCCAUAGAAUUGAAUAUGGACAACAUUAGUAACAGCUACAAAUGGCGUUACCCUUCCGGAACUCAUGACUUAAGAAAGGCCGGAAUUGAUCAAGAAGAAACGAAACGGAGAAAGUCUACCUCCAGCAAAAUGCCUAGGAGAAGUACAUCUCUGCAACGAAGCAUAUCAGAUGGAGUUGAAUGUAGUGCACAGAAUAACGAGAGACUCUCCGUUGCAGGAGAUGGAAUAGACUGGGAGGAAUUCUCCGAACUCGAGAAACCUUUGCAAGGAAAAGGUUAUGCAGAUGAUCUGCAUGGGUAUCAAUCGGUGAAAGGUCUGAGGGACUACUUGCUGUCUGGUUCUAGGUUUGAUUCAGUUAGAGGUUAUGCUAGUCCUACUCGACAGCGGACUUCGCGAGAUUCGAGCAAUGCAGCUCAAGAGAGACCCCCCUCCGUGCCAGGGAAAGCCUCAAAAUCAAGGCUUGCAGAAGUCCGAAGUGAUGGUCCUAAUGCAAGAAGAAUUAGGCAGUGAGAAAUAAUGUUUCCGUUGAUCAAUGCUCGGCAUCCCAUUAUUGUUAGAGCUAUUUAAGCUGCAGUAAUCGCUGCUUAAAAUGUAUUUGAAUUUUGGCUAUUAACAAGGACGUUUUGUGACCAUAGAGUACUUGUAGGAAAGAAAGCGGUGAAGCUCUUGCUGCGUCUUUUAUGUACAAAACCUUCUGGCAAAAUUCAAGUUUUAUUGGCAAAA